GGAAAAAGGCAACUUCACCUUGAAAAAGCUCCUUCCUUGAAAAUUUAGUCACCAAUGCAUUCAAAAAAAAAAAUUCUCUUGGACCUGAGGCAAGAGUGAGAAUGGAAACAAACAACCAAACAAAGCUAGCAGCUGUUCGCAUCCAACACACAGCCUCGGAGCACCACAAAUUUGGCAUCCCUUCCCCCAAACCAGUCCGUCACAUCCACCUAAGACAUCAAUUCACUUUGUGAUCGUUGUAGUUACUUAAGCAUCAUCGCUUGCCGUAAAACGUAAAACAGCAGCUUAUCUUGGUCAUGACCUUCGUUUGCCUCAAAGGAUUUCACUGAACCUUUCCGGUCCAUUACAUCUGCCUCAUCUAGGCUGGCUUUCCUUGAUUCUUUUAAUCAUUUUCCCUCUCUCUUUUUUUGAUCUCGGACCUACCUUGUCAUCGCAUGCUGCGAUAUCUGGCCAAGCCGCCAUGUCUUUCAACCCAAAGGCAUCACCAUUCAGAAACAGCCCAAUAUCUGAGAAGAAUCACGCUCACUGUGACCAACAACGACAUAUUUUUCAUGGCGGUUACAUAAAGCCACAAGCCAAAUGGCAACUUCAGACCAGCCCGUCUUCGUCAAAUCGCAGAAACGCCUGCGACCCGCUUGCGGAAGGCAGGCGUGUUCGCGUCGACAAUGUGUUUUAUGGCACAAGAUUCGUCCCGGACUUUAUUGGCGCCAUAGGCAUACCCAAGAGCGAUAUCGAGCGCAUACAUAGCACAGGCCCCUCUGGCGGUCCUGGGAUGUGCUGGGUUGAUUUCGUCUCCCAUGCUGCGGCCUCGAGGGGCGUUGAGAUGCUCAGAGCUGAGCUGCGCAAGUGGCUACCGCAAGUUUUCCUAUGCUCACCGGCAACAGACUUGAGCGGGCGCACAACCUCCACCGGUUGGCGCUCCAGCGACUACGACCAUGACUUGACCGAUGAUUUUACUAUCGACCAAGAUUGGGAUGCUAAUGACUUUGGGUGUGCUUCACCUGCUAUUGUUGGGUCACAUUCGUGGUUAUCGUCUCCCAAAGCGGAUCUGCUGAGUAUCAAGAAUGGCAGUUUCCUCGACAAUACCAGCACAUCAUCCUUUGGCCAUGUUACAGGAAACUGCAGCACUCGGCCAACCUCCGACCGCGCUAGUAUUACGACGGAGAAUACUUUUGAUAGCAGCGCCGUCUUCACAUCAGCAAGUCUUGACAGGGACGCCCCGGCGAAGAGCAAAUGCAUUGACAUAAAUGCGCAGGGCUCUGAUUUCGUCGGAACCAAGACAGGGGCCGACAACUGUCCCCAGAAUGGUGACAUCGGGGACUGUGAGCCAAAGAAAAUCAAGCCACAUGACAUCAAAAGUUGGACUCAGUCGAUAGUGACGACUAGACAACCAACCGAGCCGGCGCCGAAGCAUUCAACGAGCUUUGUCAAUGUCAGCACACCAAACCCCAAAACAUGGGCCAGUAUUGCUUCUCCCAGUCCACAACGGCCUCGCUCAACCUCAAAUCAAGAAGUCACAAAAGUUACAGCAAAAGACCCGGGUAUUGUCAAGGGCGCAUCGGCACCAAGAUCAGGUCCAAGCUGGGCGGACAUCACAAAGAAUAGACCUACAUCCGCCGUCAAAGCUAUAUCUCCCGCUGCCGACAAGAAGCCUCCAAGUAGGUUGCCACCCCAGAAAGAGGAGAAUAGCAGCUCCAUGUCUUUCCGCAAGCCAUUGCUGCCCUCGCCAAAUUUACUGCCCUCCCCAAAUCCAACAUCACACCGGACCAUAUUCGUCACUGGGCUCGACCCUACUGAAGAUCAAGAAUAUCAUCGGGAGGAAAUUCUAAAGAUAUUUGCCGGCUUCAAGGUUCACGGAAUCAGCAAUCGCAAAAAGAUAGACCGGGCUAGUAACCACGCCAACUGUUUUAUCGACAUGGAAACCGCGGAAGAAGCACAUCGUGCUAUUGAGAGCUGGCCAUGGCCCACAGACAGAAUCGGCGGAGGCCUCAUCCAUAUAGCCCGGGCCAAGAGCGAGAGCAACAGGCCGCUCGACUACACGGUGGUGAAGGAGUCAAGGGAGCGGCAAAGUCGGAGGAACAGGUGAGCCAGUUUGUGGUGGAUACGAACAAUGACGAAAAAGAAUAUUUGCCAGGUUUGGGAUAGGCAGGGCCGUCUUUUCUGUGUGAUGGCCGCAUGAAGAUAACAUAGUAUGAGAAGUACUGCUGCAGAUGUGGAUCAAGAGCGCAUUUUGUUGGAGUAAUUUGCAGCGCUGAACUAGAUAGAUGCAGAACCUUAGCGAACCAAUACAGACGUGCAUAAUGGGUAUCAGCAUCCGG
This is a messenger RNA of Pyricularia oryzae 70-15, 2318 nucleotides long. RefSeq lists its product as uncharacterized. Lineage: Eukaryota; Fungi; Ascomycota; Sordariomycetes; Magnaporthales; Pyriculariaceae. Gene Ontology annotation, molecular function: RNA binding. The record is from RefSeq and is a predicted model, not a curated record. The coding region runs from base 461 to 2086 and encodes 541 amino acids. The transcript has 2 exons.